Messenger RNA from Paramecium sonneborni, 618 nucleotides. The record is from the annotation of a GenBank genome assembly. NCBI's taxonomy places the organism in Eukaryota, Ciliophora, Oligohymenophorea, Peniculida, Parameciidae.
CGUAAAUAAAUAAAAUGCAAAAAAUUGGCAACAAACUUAUUUUAAAGCAGGCCUUAGUAUUUUUUAAAAUUAUAAAAUAAGUUUUGGCUAGAUAUGGAAAUGACAGGAUUAAAUGUAUUUUAAGACUAGAUUUUGGAAUGUGCUUGUAUUUUGACAGACUAUAAAUUGGGGACAAUAAUAAAAGGUCCACAUUUGGUUAUUCAUGCUGAUAAAUAGAUUUUAGAUGGAAUGGAUUAAUGGUGUACAACUACUCAUAAAGGAUCAGGAUUAUAUGAGGAAUGUUUAAAUUCAACAAUAACAGUGUAAUAGGCAGAGGAAUAAAUACUAAAUUUUUUAAUUUAAAAUAAUAUACCUCCAAAAUAAUUGCCAUUAGCAGGAAAUUCAGUUUAUAUGGAUAGAUUAUUUGUAAUGAAACAUAUGCCUAAAUUGGAUUAAUUUCUACAUUAUCGAAUAGUGGAUGUCUCAUCUAUAAAAUUGUUAUGUAAAAAUUUAAAUCCUUAUGUUUGCAAUCAUUAACCAUAAAAGAAAUUGAAUCACAGAGCUAUGGAUGAUAUAUUAGAGAGUAUAGAAGAACUCAGAUACUAUUAAGAACAUUUUUUGAUAUGCAAAUAGCUUUGA